Molecule: messenger RNA, 2438 nt
Organism: Arabidopsis thaliana (thale cress)
Lineage: Eukaryota; Viridiplantae; Streptophyta; Magnoliopsida; Brassicales; Brassicaceae
Product: NUP50 (Nucleoporin 50 kDa) protein
Exons: 2
Coding region: 776-2098 (440 amino acids)
Cellular component (GO): nucleoplasm; nuclear pore; nucleus
Source: RefSeq, marked reviewed
AAAAUAAAAAAGUUGAGAAAGAGAGAGAGAUACAGAGCUGGAUGUUUUUUCCUCUAUAAACCUCUUUUGCUUUCUCUCUUCGUCUCUGACCACUUUGGCUCCGGCGUUAGUUUUUUCCCUCUCUGCUACUGCUGCGGCUCCGGCUCCUGCUACGGUAAGUCCUUGCCAUUUUCUCGUCACCGGUCACUUUCUUCGAAUCUUAGGUUUCUUCAUUAUCGGGUUUAUCGGAAAUGGUUUGUCUCAGGGUUAGCUACUUUGAUUCUAGGGUUUUGUCAUGCUCUUGUUUGUUCUGGAAAUAGUUUCCGGUCAUUUCUUUUAUUUUGGUUCUUGAUAGUUGCUUUGAUGAUUAGGGUUUUUGGUAUUUAACUCGUGUUGAGAUCGAGUUUCAGAUUUUUUCUUCACUCAUCGAAUAAUUUCUGAAGAUGCUUUGGGGUUUACUCGAUUGUUGCAGCUAACAGGAGUUUCUCUUAAAUUUGAUAGGUUCCUAAAAUCGAAUUUGGGUUUUUGUUUCCUCCGAUUUAAAAUCUCUUUUCAUCUAGGUUUAUAGAUUUGAGGAUAAUAACAAAGUCACUGAUGUUGAAUUUUUCAUUGGUUUUAGAUUUAUAAGUCACUGUAUUUGCAUUUCUUAUAUCUAAGUUUAGCCCUACUUCUUCUGUUCCUUACCUUGGAGUGUUAACAUAUAAUUAGCUGUCUUCUUUGAAUACAUUUUAAGGCUUUCUGGAUAUUUGCAUAAGGUAUUUGACAAGUGUGUUGACAUUCUCUCAUAACAAUUCAAAUGGGUGACUCGGAAAACGUUCAGCAACCUUCAAAAAAGAGAGGUGCCUUGAAGCAGCUGUCUCGUGAUAAUCCAGGUCUUGAUGAUGAUGAUGAUUCAGCUGAACUUGAGAGUGGAACUUUCAAGAAGGCCAGUGAUGAGGUUUUGGCUAGUAGAAGAAUUGUCAGAGUUAAGCGCAAAGAGCCAUCUGCUGCUCCAGUUGCAGCAUCCAAUCCAUUUGCUGGAAUUCAGUUGGUCCCUACGACUGCACCUGCUUCAACCCCUGUGGGAACAAAUGCACCUCUGGCUGAGUCAAAAUUGGCUCCAGCUGAAGCAGUAGUUGAGGACAAUCAAAAAGCAAGUGAUAUUGAGGAGGGCGAUGAAGUUGACAGUAAGAAGGUUGAUGUCAAAGAUGCUGUUGGGGAAGAGACUGAAAAGACUAAAGAUAAGGAUGAUAAUCAUUGUGGAAAGAGUGCUGAUGUCCAAGUUGCGGCUACAGAAGUAGCUCAGAUGGUCUCAUGUGACACAAACGUUUGCAACAACGCUGUUGAAGGAACAGACCAAACUGAUUUUCCUCUUGAGAAGGAUUCAGGAGGUGAUCAGGCUGAGAAAAAAGAAAAAGAAGGCAACGGAAUUGAGGAAGCAGAUAAGAAUGGCGAUAAUGGUGCUUUCAGCUCAUUCCAACAGCAUUCAAGUAACAAAAACGCAUUCACCGGACUUGCCAGUACAGAGGCUUCAGGGUCUUCGUUCUCAUUUGGUUUGGUUUCUCAGGAUGGUUCAACUGGUACUGGGUCUCUCUUUGGCUUUGGCCUUCCAAGCAGCAAUAGCUCUUCUAUAUUCGGUGCAACUGGAUCGUCCAUUAUCAAGAAGAGUGAAGGUAGUGGGUUUCCGCCAAAGCAAGAGGUUUCCACAGAAACAGGUGAAGAGAAUGAGAAAGUUGCCUUCUCAGCUGACUCGAUCAUGUUCGAAUAUCUUGAUGGAGGAUGGAAAGAGCGUGGAAAAGGAGAACUCAAGGUAAACGUCUCCAGUAAUGAUGGUAAAGCAAGAUUAGUUAUGAGAGCUAAAGGAAACUACAGAUUGAUCUUAAACGCGAGUCUUUACCCAGAGAUGAAACUUGCAAACAUGGAUAAAAAGGGAAUCACAUUCGCUUGUGUGAAUAGUGUAAGCGAAGGCAAAGAAGGUCUCUCUACAUUUGCACUGAAGUUCAAAGACCCGACAAUUGUUGAAGAGUUUCGUGUAGCCAUUGACAAACACAAAGAUAGUAAACCAAUGGAGAAAGCAGCAGAAAAAUCAGCUCUUCCUCUGAAGACACCUGAGAACUCUCCAACAGCUACAGAUACUUGAAGAAAAGGUAAAAAGAAAAAAAGAAAAAACAUGUAGAAACACUUCUCUCGUCUCUCUCGUCUCUCUUGUCUUUUGUCUUGUCUUGUUACUUCCAAGUAGUUGAAUUUUGAGGCAGAGGAAAACUAAAAUAUUUGGAGAAGUUUGUUGUUUUUUUUACACAGUUGUUGAGACUUUUUGGUUACAUGUUUCUGUUUGUAGAAGGAAACCAUAUAUGACUUAAAUCUGCAUCCUUGAUUUCUUUUUAUGUUCCACCAUAUGAAUGUGACUGGACCAGAUAGGUUUCAAAUUGGUCCUGAGAUUUUAAGGGCUUAAGAUGUGUUCUUCAAAUCGUAGAUUAAUC